Molecule: messenger RNA, 4708 nt
Organism: Vicugna pacos (alpaca)
Lineage: Eukaryota; Metazoa; Chordata; Mammalia; Artiodactyla; Camelidae
Source: RefSeq, a predicted model, not a curated record
CGCUCCGGCAGACGUGUCCGGGCAUGGCUCUGGGACUCCCGCUGCAGCAGGAAACCGUGGUGCCUGCUCGGGAACCCAGCUGGAGCCACAGCGGCCUCCCGGGCUGUGUGGCCAGUGGCCUGGGGUGGUCUAGCUGCCUUGAGGAGCCACCCACAGCCUCUUCGUUCUCCCACAGGUGGCCGGCCCCGCUGGUGAGCCAGGCCUGUCCCGCCUCGCACCUGCUGCUCCCCCUGCCAGGAGCCCCCGCCCCCUCCACGAUGGCUCCCUCGCCCGAGGACCCAGGGCCGGGUCUGGAGAGCGGACGGCCUUUCCUGAGCACCAACAGCCUGCCAGUGGUGGAGCGGUGCAUGAGUGCCAUGCAGGCGGGGACGCAGAUGGUGAAGCUCCGGGGCGGCUCCAAGGGCCUGGUCCGCUUCUAUUUCCUGGACGAGCAUCGCUCCUGCAUCCGCUGGCGGCCCUCCCGCAAGAACGAGAAGGCCAAGAUCUCCAUCGACUCCAUCCAGGAGGUGAGCGAGGGGCGGCAGUCAGAGAUCUUCCAGCGCCACCCCGACGGCAGCUUCGACCCCAACUGCUGCUUCAGCAUCUACCAUGGCAGCCACCGGGAGUCGCUGGACCUGGUCUCGCCCAGCAGGGACGAGGCGCGCACCUGGGUCACCGGCCUACGCUACCUCAUGGCCGGCAUCCGGGACGAGGACAGCCUAGCGCGCCGCCAGCGCACCAGGGACCAGUGGCUGAAGCAGACGUUUGACGAGGCCGACAAGAACGGGGACGGCAGUCUGAGCAUCGGCGAGGUCCUACAGCUGCUGCACAAGCUGAAUGUGAACCUGCCCCGGCAGAGGGUGAAGCAGAUGUUCAAGGAAGCAGACACGGACGACCAGCAGGGGGCGCUGGGCUUCGAGGAGUUCUGCGCCUUCUACAAGGCGAUGUCCACCCGCCGGGACCUCUACCUGCUCAUGCUGGCCCACAGCGGCCACAAGGACCACCUGGAUGCUGCCGACCUGCAGCGCUUCCUGGAAGUGGAGCAGAAGAUGACGGGUGUGACUCUUGAGAGCUGCCGCGACAUCAUUGAGCAGUUUGAGCCCUGCCCAGAGAACAAGAGGAAGGGGACAAUGGGCAUUGAUGGCUUCACCAACUACACACGGAGCCCCGCCGGCGACAUCUUCAACCCAGAGCAUCACCACGUGCACCAGGACAUGACACGGCCACUGAGCCACUACUUCAUCACCUCGUCUCACAACACCUACCUCGUGGGCGACCAGCUCAUGUCCCAGUCGAGGGUAGACAUGUAUGCCUGGGUCCUGCAGGCCGGCUGCCGCUGCGUGGAGGUGGACUGCUGGGAUGGGCCUGAUGGGGAGCCCAUUGUGCACCACGGCUACACCCUGACCUCCAAGAUCCUAUUCAAAGAUGUCAUUGAAACCAUCAACAAAUAUGCCUUCGUCAAGAACGAGUGAGUACCAGUGAUCUUGUCCAUUGAGAACCACUGCAGUGUCAUCCAGCAGAAGAAGAUGGCCCAGUAUCUGACCGACAUCCUUGGGGACAAGCUGGACUUGUCAUCAGUGACCAGUGAGGAUGCCACCAUGCUACCGUCUCCACAGAUGCUCAAGGGCAAGAUCCUGGUGAAGGGCAAGAAGCUGCCCGCCAACAUCAGCGAGGAUGCUGAGGAGGGCGAGGUGUCUGACGAGGACAGCGCAGAUGAGAUCGACGAUGACUGCAAGCUCCUCGAUGGGGAUGGCUCCACCAAUCGGAAGCGCGUCGAAAACAUUGCCAAGAGGAAACUGGAUUCCCUACUGAAGGAGUCGAAGAUUCGGGACUGUGAGGACCCGAGCGACUUCACCGUGUCCACACUGCCCCAGCCUGGGAAACUCGGGCACAGGGCAGAAGCCGAGGAGGACGUGGAGUCCGGGGACGAUGCUGGAACCAGCAGGCGGAACAGUCGGCUUCUUAUGGGCAGCUUCUCCAAGCGCAAGAAAAAGAGCAGCAAGCUAAAGAAGGCAGCCAGCGUGGAGGAGGGGGACGAGGACUUGGACCCCCAAGGCAGCCAGAGCCGAGGGGCUGCCCGGCAGAAGAAGACCAUGAAGCUGUCCCGGGCCCUCUCGGACCUGCCUGGCCGCCCCACCGCCCUCCCCACAGUCGCCCUGAACUACCAGUCGGAGGGGCGGAUGCUGCAGCUGAACCGGGCCAAGUUCAGUGCCAACGGCAGCUGUGGCUACGUGCUCAAGCCCCAGUGCAUGUGCCAGGGUGUCUUCAACCCCAACUCUGAGGACCCCCUGCCGGGGCAGCUCAAAAAGCAGCUGGUGCUUCGCAUCAUCAGUGGGCAGCAGCUCCCCAAGCCACGGGACUCCAUGCUGGGGGACCGAGGGGAGAUCAUCGACCCCUUCGUGGAGGUGGAGGUCAUUGGGCUCCCCGUGGACUGCAGCAAGGAGCAGACCCGCGUGGUGGACGACAAUGGAUUCAACCCCAUGUGGGAAGAGACCCUGGUGUUCACGGUGCACAUGCCCGAGAUAGCGCUGGUGCGCUUCCUCGUCUGGGACCAUGACCCCAUUGGGCGUGACUUCAUCGGCCAAAGGACGCUGGCCUUCAGCAGCAUGAUGCCAGGCUAUCGGCAUGUGUACCUGGAGGGGAUGGAAGAGGCCUCCAUCUUUGUUCACGUGGCCGUCAGUGACAUCAGUGGUAAGGUCAAGCAGGCUCUGGGCCUAAAAGGCCUGUUCCUCCGAGGCCCAAAGCCCGGCUCCCUGGACAGUCAUGCUGCUGGGCGGCCCCCCCGGCCCUCCGUUAGCCAGCGGCUCCUGCGGCGCACAGCCAGCGCCCCAACCAAGAGUCAGAAGCCAGGCCGCAAGGCCUUCCCAGAGCUGGUCCUGGGCAUGCGGGACGUGGGCUACGAGGGGGAGGCCGGCGACAGGGCACCCUCCAGCCCCGGCCCUGCUCCCGAGGCCCCGGCCCGGGAGGAGCCCGGCCGCCGCAGCCCCCGAGACACCUGCCCCUUCUCUGUGCAGAGGUCGGUCUCCUCCCUGUGCAGCCUGGAAACCAUUGCCGAGGAGCCAGCCCUGAGUCCUGGCCCACCACCGCUGGUGGCUGCCGCCCCUAGCCACUCCCCUGGAGGGCCUCAGUGCUCCGCAGGUCCCAGCACCAACUCGGCGAGCCCUCCAGGGCUGGCUCUGGAAACUUCUGGGCCCCUCCAGCUCAGGACCUGGGGCCACAGGAACCCCGAGCCAGCCCCUGAAAGCAGGCAGUGGGCAUGCAGCGGCGGGGGCGCUGGUAGGGCAGGCCAGGGGGCCCCCAGCAGCCAGACAGACAGCAGGGGCCACCCCCGGACCCAUCUGCCCAGAAGGGCCAAGAGUGAGGCGCAGGUGCCCUCAGAGUCCCCGGGUGGGCGGUGGCCCCUGGCUGGGCCCUGUCCCACCGUGUACUCAGAUGCCACAGGCAAUGACCGGCUGUGGCAGCGGCUGGAGCCAGGCAGCCACCGUGGCAGCGUGUCUUCAUCCUCUAGCGUGUCAUCCAGUGACACGGUCAUUGAUCUCUCCCUGCCGGGCCUGGGCCCAGGCCGUGAAAGCCUCACAGGGGCCCCAGCAGGACGUCUCCCCCUGCGGACCUGCUCAGCCUCAGCCGCCCACUUGGACCUGCCCACUGUGACCAAAAGCAAAUCCAACCCCAACCUGCGGGCUGCGGGCCAGCUGCCUGUGGCGCCCGGAGAGCUACAGCCCCGCCCCCUAGCUCCUAGGCUGCCCUGGGGCCGCCUCCCCUUGGUGGGCCUCUGGGACUGCACUGUGGCUGCCAAGUCCAAGAGCCUCGGGGACCUGACCGCCGAUGACUUUGUCCCCCGUGUGGAGAGCCUGGGCUGCAGCCUGGGCCUGGCCAGGGAGAGGCCAGCAGGGCCGAGUGCACGGCCGGACACCCUGACGGAGCAGCUACGCUGGCUCACAGGGUUCCAGCAGGCCGGUGACAUCACGUCGCCCACCAGCCUGGGCCCAGCUGGGGAGGGGGUGGCAGGAGGCCAAGGCUUCCUGCGACGCUCCUCUUCCCGCAGCCAGAGCCGCGUCCGUGCCAUUGCCAGCCGGGCCCGCCAGGCCCAGGAGCGGCAGCAGCGGCUGCAGGGCCGAGGGGACCCCCCGGAGGAGGAGCGGGGCAGCCCUGAGGGUGCCUGCUCCGUGGGCCAAGAGGGCUGCGGGGAUGUGCUGGCCCCCACCAAGGGUGCCGCUGACCGGCCAUCAGGUGCUGCCGUCCCCAGCCUCCUGCUCAGACUCUGAGCAGACCCGGGGAACUUGUGUGCCCUCCCUGCAGCCCGGCGCCUGGGCAGGCCGGUGUUUGCGCAGGACACAGCUGCUCGCUCCCAAAGCCACCGCCUGUCCUGGUGCGGCUGUGCCCCUGGGCCCCCAGCCCCACCUCCCGAGGAGGAAGGGAGCCCGCCCUGGGCUUUAAGAUCUGUGUAUACAGAGAGAGAUACUUAACUUUUAGAGACAAAACUUCUACAACACAAAAACGGUGCCGUGUCCUUCUCCACUUCCACCUGGUUUUAGCUGCGAGGGUGUGUGCCGGCGCGCGUCUGCUGGCCCUGCCACGCGAGGCCCCUGGGGAUGCUUGUCGUGUGCCCAGGGUGAUCCAGAACGUUGCCUGUGCCCCCACCCGGACUGCAGCUUGUUCUGCACAAACCCUGCUCUGUACGGGAUGUUUUAGACUCUUCGUAAACUCCAAUAAACACGCUGACGCUUGC